AUGGCCGCCGCCGCCGCCGCCGCCGCCGACCAGCAGCCCGGCCGCGUCGACAAGGAUAAGGAGAAGGACCUCCUCUCGUCGGUGGUGGACGACAUCCGCUGCUACUCCGGCUCCGACCCCCUCCGCCCAUGGCUCAGGGGGAUCCGGAGGCUGGAGGGCGCGCUGCCGCCGGCGACGCUGCGGGAGAAGCUGCCGAGGUUCCUCCAGAAGUGCGCCGAGGAGUUCCAGGACGAGCCCCGCUACCGCGACGACCCGCGGUACCUCCGCGUCUGGAUCCAGAUGAUGGACUACGUGAAGGAUGCAAAGCCAUUGCUGAAGAAGUUGGAGAGGAACAGGAUCGGACUCAAGAGAGCUGCGUUUUAUAUGGCUUACGCGUUAUAUUAUGAGAAGCGUAGGAGGUUUCAGGAUGCAGAGAAGAUGUACCGCGUGGGAAUCCAGAUCCUUGCAGAGCCUAUCGAGGAGUUACAGAAAUCACAUGAUCAGUUUAUCUAUCGAAUGGAAUUAUACCAGAAGAGGAAAGAUAAACUGCAGGAAGGAAUGCCUAGCAGAGUUAAGCCACUUGGUACAUGUGCAAACCAAGUUGAAGGCCAAAGAAGAAAUUGUACAGAACUGAAGUCCAAUCCAAUGCAAAAAUUGGGAAGCGCUUCGAAUUCUUCAUUGUGUCGUUAUCCUUCAGUAGGUCAUGCUAAAGAUGGUGUGCUAUCGAGAGGCACCUCAGGCGAUAACAAGUAUUUGCCUCGCUGUAAUAGUGAUGACACUGUAGUUGUACGAUUUGUGGGCUCUGCAUUGGUUGGAAAGUCAGAAACUGAAGAUGCUUGUCAUCAUGGCCUUGUUGAACCAACUAUAAACAUGAAGGAGGCUAUGCAGGAUAUCAAUAGCAUGUUUCUAGAGCCAGUGGAACCAGAGACAAUGCUAAAGAAGCGCUCAAAGCGUGGUCAACCAAAGUUUAAUCAGCAGGCAGGAGCACUUCAUAUCUUUGUCGAUGAAGAACAACCUAACAGUAAUGAGCCAAGCAUUCUCCAUGACAAGAAUGCAAAGUCAGAUCAUCCAAUGUUCAAUCAACAAGCAAGUGCAUUUGAUAUAUUUGUUGAUGAAGAUGGUCCUAAUGAUAACAACCAAAAUGUGGGCCGAAACAGGAAUAGUAACAAGGAAAACAAUCAGAAAACGACUGGGUUGGGAAUCUUUAUUGAUGAAAAUGGGCCGAAGGGCAAUGGCCAAAAUGCCAUGUGCCACAAGAACACGAGGGGUCCUCCGAGACCAUUGCGUGAGUCAUCAAGACAGCAGGACCUAGGUGACUUUCAAAAGCCAUUUGUGGGAGGGUUUGCAAUAUUCGCUGAUGAUGAAGAUGAACAAUGUGAGAACAAUUAUGACGGUUCUAGGAUAAAUUCCAGAAGUGGGCGUUCUACUUACAAUAAGGAUACUUUGCUCCAUCCAGAACAAGCUAAUUCAGAAACAAGAAAUGGGGAAUAUGAGAAUCCUUUAAUGACUGGACUUGGAGAAGACACAAUCAUUCAUAGAUUUGUCGGAUCUGCUGUUGUUGAUGAGCCUAAAGUGGAAAAUGCAUGCCAUCAUGGGUUAGUUGAUCCAACUAUUAAUCUGAAGGAGGCUAUGGAUGAUAUAAAUAACAUGUUUGGCAAACCACUGAACUUCAAGGAUGGUAAAAGACUGAACAGGAAAACCAAUGCUGUACCAGAGAGAAAAGCAGCUCCCAUUUCUGGUUUCUCCAUAUUAUCUGAUGAUGACCUUAGCAACAACCCUGCUGCUAAAGACAAACACAUUUCUGAGUGGUCUAUUUGA
Messenger RNA from Lolium rigidum, 1797 nucleotides. Its product is annotated as probable inactive serine/threonine-protein kinase bub1. Gene Ontology annotation, molecular function: protein kinase activity. The coding region runs from base 1 to 1797 and encodes 598 amino acids. The record is from RefSeq and is a predicted model, not a curated record. Lineage: Eukaryota; Viridiplantae; Streptophyta; Magnoliopsida; Poales; Poaceae. The transcript is spliced from 7 exons. Gene Ontology annotation, biological process: meiotic sister chromatid cohesion, centromeric; mitotic spindle assembly checkpoint signaling.